Babesia ovata is the source of this 546-nucleotide messenger RNA. Its product is annotated as maltodextrin phosphorylase, putative. The record is from RefSeq and is a predicted model, not a curated record. The transcript has a single exon. The coding region runs from base 1 to 546 and encodes 181 amino acids. NCBI's taxonomy places the organism in Eukaryota, Apicomplexa, Aconoidasida, Piroplasmida, Babesiidae.
AUGUCGCCGUCGCUCUGCGGCGAGGUCUUCUUGGGGAUCGGGGUGCUUGCGAUCACCGCCAGUGCAGAGUCGCUACCGCCCGCCCUCCCAGAAUCCACGCUACGAGAUGUGGGCGGCCCCUGCCCAGCCUCCGGUGACGAGGCAUGCUUCACCUUGGGAAUGGCAAUGUUCAGGCUGUCCGCCGCGGAGAGGCCACCCAGGUUCAGGGGAGGGACGGUAACGGGGCUCUUGCUGUUCGUAACGGUCGGACUGCUGAUGUACCCCUCCAGCGCGGUAGUCGAGGGCGAGGACGUGCGCGCAGGCACCUCAGCGCCGCUCGCAGCUGCCUUCUUCGCCGGCUCGGCAGACGGUUGCGCCAGAGAUUGCUUCGAACGAGGGGAACCUGGCGCGCUUGCAUUGUCUUGUGAGGAUGCACUUUCGCCGGCGGUACCAUCAUCCACUGCCUUGGAAGUAAUUGGGCCACUGCUAGGUGACGGGGGACUGACUGAGGACGCAAGUGUUGAGCUCGAUGAGGCAGGCACCAGUUCUAUUCCGCAUUUGGAGUAA